Molecule: messenger RNA, 1082 nt
Organism: Didymella exigua CBS 183.55
Lineage: Eukaryota; Fungi; Ascomycota; Dothideomycetes; Pleosporales; Didymellaceae
Product: 2',3'-cyclic-nucleotide 3'-phosphodiesterase
Exons: 2
Coding region: 44-628 (194 amino acids)
Biological process (GO): cyclic nucleotide metabolic process
Molecular function (GO): 2',3'-cyclic-nucleotide 3'-phosphodiesterase activity
Source: RefSeq, a predicted model, not a curated record
CACUUAAUCACUUCCCCCAAACACUUGCGAUUGCUAGCGCGACAUGCCUGGAUCAUCCCUGUGGCUCCUCCCGCCGGAUUCACAUCCGUUGAAUGAGAGGCUGGCAUCCCUCAUCAACAGCACAGCCUCACAUUUCAACUCAACGGAUCUCUUCGUCCCUCACGUCACGUUAACGUCUGACUUGGUAAACUUGUCAAGCUACGGCUCUGAGCCACAGACAUGGAUUGACUCUUUGGACCUUCCGGGUGGUGGAGAUGUGAAGAUCGAGUUCGAGGAGCUCAACAGCGAGGAUGUCUACUUCCGCAAGCUCUACAUCAAGUGCCAGAAAACAGAGGGAUUGAAAGCGCUAGCAAAAGCCUGCAGGAAACAGGUUUCUGAUCACGAGGACGAGGGCAUAGCCAGGAAGUGGGCGGAAGAGACGUACAACCCGCAUGUCAGCCUGCUAUAUCAUAACUGUCCACGGGUCGACGCAACCGGCCUCGAAGAGACGGUCAAACUCGCACAAGAGGCAGGUGUUGAUCUUGUCAACCGAAGUGAGGGUUCGUCUUGGACGGGAGGUCGUGUGGUACUCGUUGCAACCGAGAAACCAACUUCAGAGUGGAAGCCCAUUGCCCAGAGAGUGCUCUGAUGCGUCAUUAUUGAAGUGCUGAGUUCAGUAGAUUUGUCACAGUCAGUUAUUGCAACAUCGUACUACGGAAUUCUGCUAGCCGCCUGAGGCAGUCGGUACUUCGAUGGUACGAGCCGCCUGAGGCAGCUGUGGCUGGAGCAGUGGACCCUUUGAGCUGCCGCACGUCCAUUGUGUUGAAGCUAGGGUAGACCAGACGUCAUUGAGGGGUAUUUCUGAUCAACGAAGAACGGGUGACUACAGCGUUAGCCCUUGUGCGAUGGUGGGAGACAUUGGUUGACGAAAUAGGUAUGAGGUAUGAUUUCACGAUGACUGCAGAGAAGUCAGUCAGAUUCGACGAAUAGCACGAUGCGUAAGAUCACUCAUGGUUAUUGGCUGUGAAGGAUUUAUUUCGCAUUGCUGUACACUAAGAUGUGGUAUCUACAUGCUCGUGGCUCAUCAAAACGUCAAAAGAAAA